Messenger RNA from Corylus avellana, 951 nucleotides. NCBI's taxonomy places the organism in Eukaryota, Viridiplantae, Streptophyta, Magnoliopsida, Fagales, Betulaceae. The record is from RefSeq and is a predicted model, not a curated record.
UGAGCGCGAAAAAGAGGAAAUCGGCGUCUGUAGAGUCAGGGGAAAAGCCUCCAUGGCCGAUGGAUGUCGUGGUCGGGGUGACUUUUCUCUUCCUGGGUGGUCUGGGUAUCACGCGGUGGCUAAAUAUUUUAGAUCCGGGAGGAAUUUCCUUAAUAGGAGAUGCCAUUCACAUGACAGGAGCCAUUUUCCUUAGUGUCACCCUCAUCCAGAAGGACACAUGUGCUGGGCUUUCACUCAAAUCACUGCAUCUAACAGCUUUACAUCUGGUGGUUAAAGUGUCUUAUGGUGGACUCGUGAAAUCCGAAUUACGCCCGCUUGAUAUAAAUUCAAUUUUGGGAACACUUGUGGCCAUCUAUAUGGUUGGUUUUAAAUAUAAGUCUAGUUAUGUGGACAAACAGCACAACUUCAAAUUGUUAUACCUGCUGGUACCUUGUGCUUUGCUAUCAUUAGUAAUUCAUCCCAUGGCCCAGGAAAAUAGUUGGAGUGGGAUUACCGUGGCCUUCUGUUGUUAUCUUAAUUCUAUUUCGAUGCUACCUCAGCUGCAGGUCAUGCGGAAGAGAGAAAGUGUUGAUCCAAUUUCUGCACAAUAUAUAUGUUGGCUAGGGUAUUCGAGAUUAGUAUAUGUUGAAAAUUGGAUUAUCGAGAUAUUGCUUACUCGAGGACAAUCGGUGACUUUUUUGGGUUAUGAUUUUGUGAGUUAUGAUAAUAUAUGGUGGACUAUUAUGGGUGUCCUCUCCGAAAUUGUAAAUGGUUUCAUUCUUGCAGAUUUUUGCUACUACUACUUUACCAGCCAUUUUGAUGUAGAUCGUGAAGACAUGCAUCUCCCAUCGGGAGUGGUGUGAGCUUGGGAUGCUUCCAAAAGUUUUUAUUUUGUACGUAUCAAGUUAACUAAGUAAUGUCAUUUAAUUUAGAGUACAAUCGAUUGCAGGGGAUCUCGAUCUCGAUCUCAUA